Molecule: messenger RNA, 2061 nt
Organism: Thyridium curvatum
Lineage: Eukaryota; Fungi; Ascomycota; Sordariomycetes; Thyridiales; Thyridiaceae
Exons: 2
Coding region: 1-2061 (686 amino acids)
Biological process (GO): peroxisome organization
Cellular component (GO): peroxisomal membrane
Source: RefSeq, a predicted model, not a curated record
AUGACGACGCCUCGAUCCCAGCGCAGCGAGCCGCUGGACCUCUCCUCGUCGCCGCCCUUUAACCGUCCCGACACACCCUCGCGCGCCUCGCGCAACGCCGCGUACGAUGAGGGCCCUGCGAACAGCCCAAAUCCUACCUUCGCGACCUUCUCUCCCACCACCCUCUCCUCUGCGACGCCUUCCGCCACAUCAGCGGCUAAGCGCCGCAGCACCGUCCUCGUGCACCAGAAAUCUCCUCUCCUCCUAGCCACCCCGCCACAGAUCACACGCGCGCUCGCCUACAGCCACCCGUUCCUGCUGCCUCUCAAUAAGCUCGUGGGGUUGCUGAGUUGGACCACCGGCGACCCAUGGGAGAGCUUCAUACUUGUGUGCGUCUGGUGGGGCGUCGUGCUGUACGGCGAUGUUGUCAUCCGCUUUGCAGGGCCAGUCGUCCUGGUUCUAACCCUAAUAGCUGGCAUGUACGGCCGGCGAUACAGCCCACUCAGCACCAGCGGAUGGGGCGAGCCGGGCUCCAACAAGGAGGGUGCCAGCGACGCACAGCCUGUUGCCAAUCAGACCAAGACCAAGGGAGGCUACGUCAAGAACAAAGGCAUGACCAUGGAUGGCUCCGCCGCCAGUUCCUCAGCUAAGGGCAACGCGAACAACAGCGCGGGAGGGCCAGGCCAUCAGAGGAGCGCGUCAUCUGCCGAGGCGACCAACACGCGCCACCAGAAGACGCUGGAUGAAAUUGUCGAGACCCUGAAGGAGUUCACGAGCCGGUGUAACAUACUGCUCGAGCCUCUGCUCGAGCUGACAGAUUUUCUCAGCACGCAGAUCACAGCGACAUCGGCGACGACGAGACCUGCCCUCACGGCUCUCUUCAUCCGGAUUCUACUGUGCACCCCGUUCUGGUUCGCACUGACUCUGCCGCCGUGGAGAAUAGUCACGACGAGAAGAGUGGCUUUGGUGUUCGGAACCCUCAUCCUGACAUGGCACUCUCGUGUGAUGCGGGUAUCGCGGACAAUUAUGUGGCGCAGCGCCACGGUCCGGAGGAUCACAGCUCUGAUUACUGGACUAGACGUAGGAGGGCUGGACAAGGCGAGCAGCAAGUCCGUUCACAGUCAAGGAGGCGCCUCGCUUCCGGCAGACGGGUCCGCCGCAGUAAAGACGGCGGGCCGCGCGCCGACGCCACAAGAAUCAGAACUCACCAAGGCGAUUAGGAGAGCCAAGGGAGGCCAUGAUGCUGGCGUGCGAUUCACCUUUAUCAUCUAUGAGAACCAGCGACGUUGGGUGGGCCUGGGUUGGACUACGAGUCUGUUCGCCUAUGAGAGGGGCGCAUGGACCGACGAGCACAACAAUGCUGUGCCUCCGCGCGACGAGUUUGAACUGCCCGAGGUGGAAGAUGAGAGCAACAUGCGCUGGCGGUGGGUCCAGGGCAGCAGGUGGAGGGUCGAUGGUGUGCCUGACGAGGCUGUCAAAGUCGUCAAGCCUACGGGGAAUGGGGAACUCGGAGAGAAGGAGGUGGAGUGGGAUUAUGACGGCGAGGGAGGCCGGAUGGGGUGGAUCUUUUAUGACAACAAGUGGCAGAAUGGCCGUCGCGGCCAAGACGGAUGGGGCCGUUGGACCCGUCGUCGCAAGUGGUACCGUGAUGCGGAGCUUGUCGAAGCCUCGAAUCAGACAGAGGACACAACUCCGACGCCGCCACAGAGCGCGCCUGUGCUUCCGCCGCGACCGAGGUCGCCAAGCGGAUCAUCUACUCACGCCCGCUCCGUCUCUAGCGCUAGUCUGAGCAUGCCCAACAUUGCCGAGCACGAGGCUGAAAAAGUCGAGGAGGAUGACGCCGUGUCGCUCAUGUCGACCUCGCCCCGCUCAGUGCGCAACAUGAAAGGAGGAGUGGCCGCGCCGAGCCUCCGGAGACGGGUUACUGACUCGAGCCGGGCGAGUGGACGGUCGCGCCGGGCGAGCGAAGCGGCGAGCGAAGACGACGCUGCCUCUCUGGGCACGCGGGUUGGGCUCGAGAUACAGGGUGCUGGCAAAGAGGGGUGGGGGAUUGGAGACGAGGCCAGGAUGGGCUUGGAGUAG